AUGAGCAGAAGGCCUUGUAGUAGUAAAUACGAUAGUAAUGGAAACAAGAAGUUGGAAGACGUAGCCAUGAGUGAUAUUAGCAAAACUUUCUAUUCUCUUAAUCAUCAUUUUGCAAAUGGGGGACAAUGUGAGUUUAGAUUCUUGAUGGGAUUAAGUUGACAUGUUUUAGAUAGUUUUUGUCAUAUUUUACUAUAGCAUUUAUUUAUUGAACUAAGUUAUGUGUUUAUUUUAUAUAUUUUUACUGACGUUGUUGCAGGCCAAGUGUAUCAUUGUCGUUUCAAUGAGGAGACAGCUGUAAUAAAGGUCUACAAACAACGUCGAUCUAACGCAGUUGAUCGAGAGGUAGGCUGUUUUGAGUUAGUAUUCUUUUUUGAAGUUUAAGAGCUCAGGUUUUGUUGAUUAUGAGGAGUUGAACAAAGUAAAAUAAGUUAUAUUUUUGGAAAUAUUAUUUGUAAUGCUUUUUGAAAAGUAAAAUACGUUGUGUUUUAUGUCGAAUUGUAUGAGUAAUAGUAAAUCGAAUCAAUUAGGUGGGUUUUGUAGUUUUUAUUGAGGAUGACUUUUAAUAUUUAUUAUAGCUGUUCGCAGUGAAACACUUGACACAAUUCUUCAAUAAGUGUGGGCUAAAGUUCAGUCCACAAUACUAUGACGAAGGUUUUACUCGACAAAGGUAUCCAUUCAUUGUGUCCGAACGACUGGGAAGAUGUAUUCGGGAAAUCAACGAUUACAAUCGAAUUUACACGGUCGGUACUGUCCUGAGGAUUGCCAUGAAGGUCGGUUUUACAUUGCAAUAUGGUCUUAGCUUGUUGCUAUACCUUUAUUAAGAGACAAUUUGAAUAUUUUUCAAUUAUUGUGCAAAAGAAAUGUAUUUUUAUAGUGUAAAUUAAAGUUUUAGUCGCUGAACAACCUUCGACUCAUUCACGCCGCAGGAUUCGUGGUCAGAGAUGUCAAGUCGGCCAACUUUUGUUUCCAAAGAGGAUUCCAUGAACGAGACUACAAUGUCGUUUGUUGUGACUUUGGCUACGCAACCCAAGCGGCACAAGUUGGACUAGACAUUAAUGUUAUCAAUUCGAUGGAAAAAUAUAGAAGAGGAUACGUGUUUGGCACUUAUGCUUACGCUCCAAUAGCCGCUCAUUAUAUAGUAGGUAUUUUGAUAUAUUAACUGCGAAUUUAACAGCGUUAGGUUGAAUUAAAAAUGCAGCUUAUUAAGGGUAUAAGGUUAGAGUCCUGAACCGUGAUGGUUUAAUUUUGGUUUAUUAAUGCCUUUAUAGUUGUAUCUUAAUGUCUAAUUAACUGUGUUUUUCCAGAACGUUGAUCAAGUUCCAUUUGACGAUAUGGAAUCUUGGUUUUACAUGGUUCUUCACCUACUUAAGUUCAGAAGAGGAUUUGACAGUCUUGAGGAGAAGUAUGACUUCUGGCUGAAUCCAACGCCAAAUCUUGGAAUGUAAGUGACAUUCUUUUUAAUCUUUUUUUUGAAAAAUGGAUAAUAUAUUUUUAAUGAUUUAUUGAAUUCUUCAGCUUGGACGAGUUGUUCUUCUUCAUGAGAAAUCUAAGAAGGUCCCAGCCUUUUCCAUACGAAGAAGUUAUGCACAUAUUAAGGCGUGCUCAAGCGAUUUUGCCCUUCAAAGAUCCAACUGAAGAACCGUAUUUGGUGACUCCGGUAAGUAAAAGAUGGCUUUUUACUGUACCAAUUGUGAAAUGGGUUUUAAGGAAUAAAAAGUUUAAAGUCAGUAGAAUUUUUGAUUUUUAAACUGAACAUGAUGUACUUUUGAUUUGUUACCUUGUAUAUAAGCCAUUGAUAUAGUACCUUAAUACCUUAACUAUGUGUUUUUUAGGAAGACAAGGCGCACAUUCGCACAUUGUUCCCCGACUACAACAUGGUCUACGAGAAACGACAGACUAGCGAAAAGUGA
Molecule: messenger RNA, 1910 nt
Organism: Bursaphelenchus okinawaensis
Lineage: Eukaryota; Metazoa; Nematoda; Chromadorea; Rhabditida; Aphelenchoididae
Source: the annotation of a GenBank genome assembly